Coccidioides immitis RS is the source of this 3270-nucleotide messenger RNA. RefSeq lists its product as uncharacterized. The coding region runs from base 1 to 3270 and encodes 1089 amino acids. The transcript is spliced from 9 exons. Gene Ontology annotation, molecular function: protein binding. Lineage: Eukaryota; Fungi; Ascomycota; Eurotiomycetes; Onygenales; Onygenaceae. The record is from RefSeq and is a predicted model, not a curated record.
AUGGGCACAGGUGUUGGGUACGGCAUUACAAUCCUGUACGAACCGGCUUGCUCUGACGAUGUUCUCUAUGAUCUUGUUGCUAUCCAUGGGCUCAACGGAGAUGCAUUUGAGACCUGGACGCACAAGGAGAGCCGGGUGAUGUGGCUGCGUGACUUGCUACCCAGGGAAUUACCCAACGUCCGAAUCAUGACUUUUGGUUAUAACGCAAGGCUUCGCAACUUCGCUGGGCAUCAAGAUCUCAGAAACAUAGCCACGAAGCUUCUAUCUGAACUGGCAGACUCGCGAAAGACAGCCAAGGAAAUUAACAGGCCUCUAGUCUUCGUCUGCCACAGCCUAGGUGGGACAGUUCUUAAAAAGGCCCUUCUCAUUCGCUGCCCGAAAGAACAGUCCAGCGUCCAAGAUGCAGCCUACGGAAUCCUUUUUUUGGCAACCCCUCGCGGUGGCACUACCAUUGCAGAUGCCAGGAAAAUUAUUGCAAACAUCACUCACGCCUGCUCUCCAUUUCGGCCAGCUCGAGGAUUACUGGGCUCGCUUCGGAAAGGUUCCAAGGUACUGUUCGAAGUUGCUGAAGACUUUGUGGAGCGGGCAGGAAAAUUACAAAUCGUAUCCUUCUUUGAGAUGGAGAUGACCAGUUUUGGUAUCUUCAGACGCUUUGUUGUCAAAGAACAAUCGGCGCUCCUCUGUGUUCCGAACGAGAUCCCAAUUGGACAAUUUGCAGAUCAUCGAAGUAUUUCACGGUUUUCUUCUGUGAAUGACCGCAACUACAGGCCUGUAAUCACGCGCCUUCUUAAAUUCAGACAGGAUAUCACCAAAAAACCUGCCGGAUUCUCUCACUCUUCUCAAGAUGCUCAAUCUCCGAAGUCCGAUUUCAACUCCGAACCCAUCUUUGAAAUUCCAUUUGAUAGAUACUUCUCGUUUCGGGGAAGACAAGAGCUUAUUGAAUCUAUGGAAAAAUAUUUCAGCCAAUGUAGCUCGAGUCAACCGUUGAUAUAUGCUCUAACAGGAUUAGGUGGAUCUGGCAAAACUCACAGUGCCUUACAAUACGCUCUCCGAAACCGAUUCAAGUAUAAGACUGGUGUGGUUUACUUCAACGCGAGUUCAAAUAUCACGUUACGUGCCGACUUCCACCGUAUCCACGACCGCUUAAACUUAGGUAAUACCUCAAACAGCGUAGAUUCUCUCAGGCGGUGGUUCUCAAACCCCAAGAACUCCAGCUGGCUUAUGAUCUUUGAUGGUGCUGAUAAUUUGGUUUCCGUUUCCCUUUCGAGAUAUUUCCCCAGCUGCUCUUGGGGUCAUAUCAUAAUUACAAGCCGAGAUCAAGCUGCUGUUGGUCUUGUAGCCCCUGGUGGACACUCUGUGGAACCUCUAGAUGAACAGACCGCUGUUGGGCUACUGCUGGAAAAAGCUGCAAUUGGUAGCCCGACAGUGGAUAAUCUCAAGCAGGCGACUGCAGUGGUAAGGGGUCUGGGAUACCUUCCUCUAGCCAUUGACCAAGCAGGUGCAUUUAUCCGAAGACGCCAGAAAUCACUGAAAGAUUAUCAUCGCCUCUUUCAGGACAAGCAAUACGAGAUUUUAAACGUCGCCCCUGGGGUUAGUGGCUACGAGAAAACCGUGGCCACUCUUUGGGAACUGAGUUUCCGUCAGCUCGAGAUAGCUCACCCAAAAGCUUCGAAUCUUCUUAUCCUUUUCUCAUUUCUUGAAGGGAAUAAUAUAUCUAACACAAUGCUCCACAGAGCAUGCUCAACCAAGAGGAUAUGGGGCCAUAAUGGUGAGAUUGUCCAGAUUACGCCCAAAGAUGCAGGGCUUAAUCAAGAAUUAAUCACUCUGCUUGAUGAUGAAAUGCAAUUCGAUAAUGCUAUUUCACAACUUCUUGCAUCUUCUUUGAUCCAAAGAAACGCCACUGGAGAAAGCAGCACAUUGUCGGUCCACCCUCUUGUUCAAAAUUGUGCAUCCCAUAGAGUAUCGCUUAAAGAGCGUCAAAAAUGGCAGGUCCAGGCUAUAUUGCUGGUUGCCCAUGCGUUUCCGUUUAGUGUAUACGUGGAUGAGAAUUUCGGGGUCAUUGGACGUGAGAUGUUCAUGCAUAUUCCUCGCAUUUUAAAGGAGUUUGAUCAACUCAUGCCAGAUGGUUGUGAUCAAUACUUGAUAGUUAAACGAGCUGUCACUAUGUUGUUACUUUCCGCUGCGAAAUUUAACUUCAAUCCGUGGAAGAAUGAAUGCAUCCGCAGAAUCAAAGAUCUUCUGAAGGAUGAGCAUGAUUGUUAUCUGGGAGCAUGGGCUACCUUCACAGAAAGCAAAAUUCUGCGCAUGCAGGGCAAAACUACAGACUCCUAUAAGGCCUUAGAAAACCCCAUCCACAACACAGCAUUGUCAGGACUCGAUGAAGACUUAAUUUCUGAUGUGAGGUACAACGCGACAAAAGGUGAUCUUGUGAUCUCCUUUGCGGAAACUCUCAUAAAGGAUGGGGAGCUCCUACGCGCAAAAGCGAAGCUAACUCACUGGCGGCCACUAAACCCAGACGCCCCAUCGACAAUGGAACGUUUAGUUUUACAACACCGUGAUGUAAUGUUGGGGAGGAUUCUUCGAAGCCAGGGUCGAUUUGUCGAAGCAUUAUCGUACUUGGAGAAGCUUCUUCAAAACCUCUCUGCCGAAGAUUACCUUGUGAGCACAGGUUGGCAGAUGAUUUUAGUCACCAAUGUUACCGACUUGUACAGUGAAGUGGGGAAGCCUCAAGACGCAGAAGCAGUGCUAGAUAAAGUCCUGAAGAUAAGUCAGAGUCAUGGCUGGUAUAACAUCGGCACUGGAAGGCGACUACGGCUUGCUCUCAUAGAGAGCUUUAUUCGACGUGGCUUGUUUACACAAGCUGAGGAGAAGCUGAAAGAGUUAAUUCCAAUUAUUGAAGCAAUCCCUGAGCCAGACAUCAACCAGAGUACAGAGCACUUCCGUGUUUGGGCCGGGCUAGCACGGAUAUCACAUCUUCAAGGCCAGUGGAACGAAGCCCUUGACCGAUGGAACCAAGCACUUGCAAUUGUGGAGCGGUCUGGCUGGACUCAGGGAUUCAACCACGGUAUCGUUCUGUAUUCCAUUGCUCAGGUACUCGCACGGGUUGGUGACGUUACUGGAUGCGAAACUAGCCUCAGUAAAGCGGAAAAGAGCCUGGCUGUGGAAGAAAGGAAGUACUGGAUUGUAGGCCUCGGUUCAUACUGGUAUGACUACAUCGUGACUGCACUUGGGAGUGAGGGGAGCAGCCCUGUGGUUAAUUUGGAGAAGUGA